CAAUCUGUCUGGGGUCUUUUGCAGUAUUAUGACGUGUAGUUUUUUUUUUAACAUAUUUUACAUAUUGAGCACGUGUCUGUUACUUUUAUUGGCUUUAUUAUUAUUAAACGCCCAUAUGUAUGUGUUUAAUAUAUAUUUACACAUGUGGGAUGUGUACACGUUUUUAGGAUUUGUUUUUGUUUUGAUUUUUUUGUUCUUUACGUCAACGUGUAAAGCGUGCGUCUGACGUCAUGACGGAAAACGCACCCUGGGCCUGUAGGAAUGCGCAGCCGGCUGAGCUGUAUUAUCGGGAUUCUGGAAUUAACUGUAUUCUAAGAUGUAAUAGAUUGUGUGGCGACGUGAGGCCCCGCCUACCCUGCCUACCCUGACCGCAUGUCACUGAUGGUGAGUUUUGUGUGGGACACAUCAUUAUGUGUCCAAUGAAGAGCUGUUUGACGCAUUUCAUAAUUUGGGAUGCGAGUACAACAUAAAGGUGCUGAAGCAACAUGGAAGUCCCAGCAGAAGUGUCAACAUACAGCUCAUUUGGGUCAUUGGUGUAAAACCAGGCUUUGAAGAGAUUGGAUGCUGAUUCCAAUAUGGAAACUAGUUUUGGUGCUUGGAUAUACUUUUCCUUGUACUUUCAUACUGAAAAGUGAUGCCGCCUGCACAACGACAAAUGAUCAUGGAAAAGCAAAAAUCAUUGAAUAGUGCUGCUUCAUCACAAUUGCGUGGGGAAUCAAAUACAUUCAUCUGUACAGAGUGUGGCGAUGGCUUCAGUAAGUACUCAAAUGUGUUGACCCACAUGGCCAUUCACGGACCUUUAGAGUCAUUUUCCUUUGAUGGCUCAUCUAAUGGCUUUGAAGUCUCUCGAGAAUAUGUGCUACAAGAAAAUGGCACCCUUAUAAUUGUGAAUGGCUUGGUGCAGUCACUUUCUUCAGUGACACCAGUAUCUCCUGAAGUUCUCCCUUCAAAUUUCCCAUCCCCUAUUAAGCCUGCGUCUCCAAACCUAACACCACAACCUACUUCUCAGAGAGAGGUGUUGAGGUCAAGGCCAUCAGAAUUUAACUUGGACAAGUCUCGUCAGGGUCAUUAUCAUUGUGAAAUAUGUAGCAGGUCGUUUAACAACCUGCAGAGCUUACAUCGUCACCAGCAGUAUCGAAACACAGAGCGUGGAUACAAGUGUACGUUGUGCUGUAAGAUCUUUGAAGGUAGACAGGACUUGAGGAGACAUCUUGAAGACCAUGCUAAUGAGAGGUUUCAUUGCUGUAGUCAUUGUGGCAAGCGAUUCCUUAAACUUGAUGCUCUCAAUAGUCAUCAAAAAGAAAAUCACCUGUCCUCCAUGACUUUGAGUAAAUCAGAGACAACGUCAGAGAGACUUUUUGACAAAGUGUACCCUUGUAAGAAGUGCAGUUUAAAUUUCUUCUGGAUGUCAGAUUUUCAGACUCAUUCAUUGUACCAUUGCAAAGGAAAAGAGCCUGACGCAAUCCUUGAAUCAGAAAUGGAAAUUGAAGAGAACUCUAAGUACAUAGAGAACACCACACUUGAAAACUGCCACAGCAAUGGCUCAUAUGUAGAGCCUGAGAAUGGGAAUAGUAAAAUCAUUGAGAACAAUAGAUGUGAGAUUGUUACAGAUACUUGUUUCACUCCAUACAGAUGUGGUUUGUGUGGGGAUCGUUUCCAAAAGUUAACAGCUCUAAAGGAGCAUCACCUAACACAUCAGACUCAGGAGGAAAUUGAUCAGUUGCAUUUAGAAUCUGAAAAAACAUUAAAGCGAAGAAUACCCCCUAGAGGCAAGCGUAGGAGAGGCAGUAAUCCAAAUGGUAAACUACAUCCUUGUAAACAUUGCCAUCGUGUUUUUAACCAUUCGAGUAGUUUAUCUCGACACAUGAGAUACCAUAAGGGUACUAUGCACAAAUGUGGGUUUUGUGGUAGGCAAUUCCCACAGCGCUGUGAUUUGAGAAGGCAUCUUGCUAUGUACCACAAAGCUGAGUUAGAAAAAAAACCAGGUUUAAAACUCUUGUAUUUAGCGCCAAAGAAGCGGCGUAAUUCCAGUUCUCUUAAUGGUGAAAAAUGUCCAAGCUCUCCUGAUGAGAAAACCAACAGCUCUUCUGAUAAAAAACUAUCAUCAACAGCGCAGGAGCCGCAAGGAAAGCCAUCAGGAAAAGUAGGCCGGGUUAACUACAAGUGUCAGGCAUGUGGAAAGAGAUUUGGGCUGUUAUGUGUGUACCAGCGACACCUGCGAUAUCAUAAAAAGGAACCUUCCAAGUGCCCCCAAUGUCCAGCUCAGUUCAGGAAUUCUUCCUCCCUUGAGCUCCACCUUCAAAAUCACUUAAACACUGAAGAUGCAGAUGAUGCAGGACAAAUGUCUCAGUCUACUGGUGCUAAUGAGGACCCUCUAUUAGAAUUGGGCAAUAUGAAGAACAUUCAGGACGACUAUUUGGACCACACUCAGAAUGACAAGGGAACUUCUUCUGAGAUACUUUAUGAAUGCAGUGAGUGCACAGAGACAUUUUCUUGCUUGGAGAUAUUUCUUCAACACCAGACUUCUCAUGGCUCAGAAAAUAAGUGACUAUCAAGUUGGAUUUGUUAUUUUUUAUACUGCCAACAGCAAUGCUCUCAGGAGUUGAGUUUUCGUUUUACUUGUGUUGAUGGCUUUUUUUUUGUUAUUAACUACUUUGCCAUUAUAAAACUGUUUAAACCUAAGAACCCUGAAGUAAAGAAUACAUGAGCAUAACAAAUCCAAGUCCUAAAUUUUAAUUUAAAAGCUGAUAUUUUUGUGUCAGUUGGAUUUUUAAUUGCCUACUUAUGCUGUUAUUGGUCUUUUUUGAGUUUUGUUUUACAUCCACAUACACAAUUUUGAGAUUUGAGUUUAAUUGUGCCAUUAAACUAUACCGAAAAAAUAUGUAUUUGUAUUUUUAACAAAAUGUAAAAUCCCUAAUUUAAUAAAGACUGAUUCUGCCUCCA
Betta splendens (Siamese fighting fish) is the source of this 2943-nucleotide messenger RNA. RefSeq lists its product as uncharacterized. Gene Ontology annotation, molecular function: RNA polymerase II transcription regulatory region sequence-specific DNA binding; DNA-binding transcription factor activity, RNA polymerase II-specific. The record is from RefSeq and is a predicted model, not a curated record. Lineage: Eukaryota; Metazoa; Chordata; Actinopteri; Anabantiformes; Osphronemidae. Bases 635 to 2548 code for a protein of 637 amino acids. Gene Ontology annotation, biological process: regulation of transcription by RNA polymerase II. Gene Ontology annotation, cellular component: nucleus. The transcript has 3 exons.